UUUCCUUCGCUUCCCUUCCCCCCCCCUCUCCUCACAAAUCCUAUUUGAUCUCCUCUCGCCCUCUCGAUUGCAAUUCUUCCCCUUUCCCCUCUUAGAACAGUCACUCAAUCUCAUCGCCUCGACUCUCCCUUCGAUCUCGUGAGGAGACGGGAUAGGGAUGGAGGUUCGGAACGUGGACAACGCGUCCGCCCCGCCGCCAUCGCCGGCGCCGUCCUCCAAGCAGCCCAAGCCUCCGCCUAAUCCCGUCGACACCGCCUCCGUCUCCCAGAGGCUUCAGAAGGAGUUGAUGGCUCUUAUGAUGAGUGGAGAUACUGGAGUAUCAGCAUUUCCUGAAGGUGAAAAUAUAUUCUCUUGGAUUGGUACAAUCGAGGGAAGCAAAGGAACUCCUUAUGAAGGCUUGUCGUACAAGCUUUCUCUGAAGUUCCCGUUGGACUAUCCAUUCAAGCCACCACUGGUUAAGUUUGAAACUCCAUGCUUCCAUCCAAAUAUUGAUCAAUGUGGCAACAUUUGUUUAGAUAUCCUUCAGGAAAUGUGGUCGUCCGCCUAUGAUUGCAGAUCGAUCUUGUUAUCUAUACAGAGCUUGUUAGGAGAACCCAAUAAUGAGAGCCCUCUCAAUUGUUAUGCUGCAACACUGUGGAGCAAUCAAGAAGAUUACAAGAAAAUGGUGCAUAAGCAGUACUCUAGUGGUGGUGAAGCAUUAGAAAGCUGAAUGUGACUCCAUCAUAUGACUGUAACACCUGAACAGUUGGAGCGAGACUCCUUUCAGACCUCAACAGUACAUUUCUCGUUAUUUCUUCCUUUUACUAAAGACAACCGCCUAUGUAUGCUUCUUUCUUUUCUCAGUCUUUCAGUCUGUAAAAUUAAGGAGACCUCAAUUUGAUGUUUAUAAGCAUUUGGGAGAAGUAUCAUACAACUGAAGUAUCAUACAACUGAUAAGGUGGUUGGAAGUCAUACCAUAAUU
Musa acuminata subsp. malaccensis (wild Malaysian banana) is the source of this 961-nucleotide messenger RNA. RefSeq lists its product as uncharacterized. NCBI's taxonomy places the organism in Eukaryota, Viridiplantae, Streptophyta, Magnoliopsida, Zingiberales, Musaceae. The record is from RefSeq and is a predicted model, not a curated record.